UUUAUUCUCCACCAGCUGAACCAAUGCUUGCUGCCCAAGUCUAUCUGUGUCUACACCAGAGCCCGACGUCCUUGCUGGACUGAGCCUCCUUGGAAGCUGUCUCUCACCUCCUUUGUCCCCACCCUCUGCAGAAAUCUGAAGAUUCCCACAGACACCCUCAACUUCUUCCAGAACCACAGUGUCUUGAGCCCGAGUCAACACUAGGAAUUAGAAUGCUGGCUGCGCUAUCCCCACCCCGCACAACCAAUCUCCUUCUCUUCCAUUCUUACUAACCAGAGCCAUUUCGAUCCUUGGGGUUUUCCCCGACAGAUCAGGGCAACUUCAGAAUCGUGGCCCUCCUAGAAAGAUCCCUACCUCCUUGGGGAGAAGUAGCCCCUAUCAUGGCUGUAGACACACAAAGAGGAACUCUGUGCUUCAGACAUGGAAGUUCUCAAAGAAGGAGUCAUCCUCCCCUGCACCUAGCUAAACUGCCAGGACCCAGUCAGGCAUCCCCUUUUGGGCCUGAGGGCCAACUCCCAAUCCUGAAAAACCUGUCUGGGGGCCCUCCCUGAGGCUACAGUGUCCUGGCAAGUUGAACUGGAUUCCCAGCAGCCCCUCCUACCUCAAGACAAAAUCAGCCACCCUGGGGCAGGGCCUCAUUGGCCUCAGGAAGCCCCAGCUUGUUCCAGGAUCCAGCUCCCAGCGCAGUAUGACCUCCACGCUGCCUGUCCAGACCUUGCCCUUGUUUCUGGGUCUCCUGAUUGUCCUGGCUCCGGGGGCUGCAGACUUCAACAUCUCAAGCCUCUCUGGGCUGCUAUCUCCAGCAUUAACAGAAAGCCUGCUAGUUGCCUUGCCCCCAUGUCACCUCACGGGAGGUAAUGCCACACUGACGGUCCGGAGAGCCAACGACAGCAAAGUGGUGAAGUCAGUGUUUGUGGUGCCUCCAUGCCGUGGGCGCAGGGAGCUAGUGAGCGUGGUGGACAGUGGGGCUGGCUUCACCGUCACGCGGCUCAGCGCAUAUCAAGUGACAAACCUAACCCCAGGAACUAAAUACUACAUUUCCUACCAAGUGCAGAAGGGGACGUCCACCGAAUCCAGCCCAGAAACCCCGAUGUCUACGCUUCCUCGUAAGAACAUGGAGUCUAUCGAGUUAGGAAUGGCCAGGACGGGCGGCAUGGUAGUCAUCACAGUGCUCUUGUCGGUCGCCAUGUUCCUGUUGGUCGUGGGCCUCGCCGUUGCCCUGGGACUGGGUGCCCGAAAAUGAGGAGGGCUCUCCUGCAUCACGGGCUCCUCCAACAAGUUCAGCCUGCCUUUCCCCAGGAUUCAACUGGUUUUCUCCAGUGCCUUUUCUUCCUUCUUCGUGCCUCCCUCCACUAAGUCCUUUCCUAAGCGUCCCUCUCGCUCCCUGCCAUGCACUGCCAUUGCCAUCCUG
Molecule: messenger RNA, 1411 nt
Organism: Myodes glareolus (Bank vole)
Lineage: Eukaryota; Metazoa; Chordata; Mammalia; Rodentia; Cricetidae
Source: RefSeq, a predicted model, not a curated record